GCUCGGCCCACGAGCGCCUGGCCUGCGACCCCAACACCAAGUUCGCCGCCCCGGCCGGCGGCAAGAGCUGGAUCGCGCUCAUCCCCAAGGGCAACUGCACCUACAGGGAGAAGAUCCGCACCGCGUCCCUGCAGAACGCCUCGGCCGUGGUCAUCUUCAACGUGGGCGCCAGCACCAACGAGACCAUCACCAUGGCCCACGCGGGUGUGGAGGACAUCGUGGCCAUAAUGAUCCCUGAGCUGAAAGGGCGGGAGAUCGUGAGCCUCCUGGAGCGGAACCUCACGGUCACCAUGUACAUCACCAUCGGCACCCGAAACCUGCAGAAGUACGUGAGCCGCACGUCUGUGGUGUUUGUGUCCAUCUCCUUCAUCGUCCUGAUGAUCAUCUCCCUGGCCUGGCUGGUCUUCUAUUACAUCCAGAGGUUCCGCUACGCAAAUGCCAGGGAUAGGAACCAGCGUCGACUGGGCGAUGCAGCCAAGAAAGCCAUCAGCAAGCUCCAGGUCAGGACCAUCAAGAGAGGCGACAAGGAGACAGAGCCCGACUUCGACAACUGUGCCGUCUGCAUCGAAGGCUACAAGCCCAACGACGUGGUCCGGAUCCUGCCCUGCCGGCAUCUUUUCCACAAGUCCUGUGUUGACCCCUGGCUUCUAGACCACCGCACCUGCCCCAUGUGCAAGAUGAACGUUCUUAAAGCCCUAGGGAUCCCGCCCAACGCCGACUGCAUGGACGACCUGCCCACUGACUUCGAGAGCCCGGCAACCAACCAGAUCACGGGCGCCAGCGACACCACCGUGCACGAGAGCUCGGUCACCUUGGACCCCGCCGUCCGGACCGUGGGCGCCUUACAGGUGGUCCAGGACCCAGACCCCGCCCCGCCAGAGGGAGACGCCAUCUUCACCGCUAACAUCUUUGGCAUUAGGCACAACAGCCGGCGAGGACCCAGAGACCGGCGGCCACGCCCACGCGCUUGGGCUUGCGGACUUUUGAUGGCGCUAAAUUCUCCUGGAAAAGCGAAGGUGAUUCCAGGUCCUAGGUGCAGACCUGGGUCGUCGAGGCCUUUCGUUGCAAACCCUGCCGGCUCUGAAGGAACCUCUGGGCGCAGUCUCUCUGCCGCCUCCAGGGCUUUCCCUGGACCGCGUGGACAAAGCCACCCCGCCCACGCUGCUGUGAAGAGCCGCUGGCUCGGUGCGGCCUGAUAAACCUGUGAAUCAGGGGCACACAGACAUCUCUUGAGACGCCCACGGGUCCAGCCAGAGCCCGGGCCAACAGCCAUGGAGAAGGAAGCCGCCAACUCAGGUGCGUCAGCCCCAGUUACCAACGUCACCGAGGCUGCCCCCGACCCGGGCGGGGGUUCCCACGGCAGGACGACGCGUACCAUAGAAACCAAAGACGGAUCGCCAGCCAGGGGCGCCCCGCCUGCCCUGACAGCGUGAGCUGCUGGCCCCUGCAUUUCUCAUGCAGCGAGGGCGGGUCGCCCAGUCCAUCAGAACUAUAAAAAGCUCCCCCAGGCGCCUCCGCGGGGCUGGCGAUUGACCUCACCGAAUCCAGAAGCUGGAACACGAAUGUCCUGGGGUGUCUCGCACCACGGCAUCCGCAAGCCAGUGUUUAGCCCCCUUUCCCUCAAAAGUUUCAGACAAAAUUCAGCAAACUGUUGAACACAGAACCCUGUUCUCUUUGAGAAUGUGAAGAUUUGAAGUAGCCAAAGAAUGCGCACCUGUAAGAGCCAGGUAGUUACGGCCACCCCGUGCAGGGAGGCGGCUGUGGCGCACUGAGGCACUGGUGCAGUCCCACCCUGGCCCUGCCUCUGGGGCGCGGGCCGCGGGCCGCAGGUCAGUGCGCGGGCGCAGGGCGCCCUCUGCUGGGGAUCGCAGGGCGCACGCAGCGAGCGGGGUUCACCUUCCACUCCCGCAUCUUCCGCCCCCCACUUGCCUGGCCUCCCUCCCGCAGAGUCCUCAGUUGAGAACUUGGUCCACGUUUAUCAGAAGAGAGAAAGUGUCACAAACGGAUGGACGGCGGCCCCCACUCCAGCUCUGCUCGCUGUCGGCAGCCCCUGGCUGGAACGUGGACCUGACGCUCCCCGCUAGGGCGGGUGGUUUUGUAACUUAACUUUAUUCUGUCCAGUAGCCAGGAAGGUCACUAAACAAGCUUCUUUCAUAUGAAUGUAAAUGGUGUGAAAUACGGACAUGUUUUGUACAUGUACAUAAUAAUAUAUUUCCUUCCUGCUUUCACAUUAGAAAACUGAAAUGGUUGGACCGUUUUAUAAUUAGAGAUGAGGGGG
This is a messenger RNA of Condylura cristata (star-nosed mole), 2278 nucleotides long. RefSeq names its product ring finger protein 150 (gene RNF150). The record is from RefSeq and is a predicted model, not a curated record. Lineage: Eukaryota; Metazoa; Chordata; Mammalia; Eulipotyphla; Talpidae. The transcript is spliced from 7 exons. Bases 192 to 1196 code for a protein of 334 amino acids.